AGCAACUUGAACUGAAGGAGGACAAAAAUCACAAUGGAGGCGAAGAAGGGACAUAUGAAUGACUCCAGCCCCCUAGAAUGGCGCUUUCAGAACCAAGGCCUUUCCACAUUGUAGCGGGAUGCGCUCGAAGACGCGAUUCAGCUGGUAACGCACUCAUGCAUCAUGAUCCUGGUGGCACUGUUCACCAGUCACUCUCGUUUUUGGCUUGCAGGCUGACCUUCACACCGCGGAGGGCCACCAGGAUGGGCUGUUCUUUAAAAAGGAACUGAAGAAAGGCUUCUCUUGGAGGACUGGGGGUCUGUCCAAAGCACCGUCAAGCCGCAGUGUAGCUUCCGUGUGGCUGGAGCCGUCAUUGCGACCAUGGCACGUGUUUGGAUGGGGAAACAUACUCACUUGGUCUCUGAUCCUGUUGAUUGGCUUGCUGACCUGCGCUUACUUGUAAGCAAGCCAUCGCCAUAGGGGUGCGAAGAUUGAUUGCAAUCAAUUGAUUCAGUGGACCACGGCUGAAUGUUCGCAGGUACGGAGAGCUCUUGUCGCCUGUCGUUCCUCCAGUAACCACAUCAUCAAAAUGAUGAAUGAGAUCACAUCCAUGUAUUGUAUAUGCACUCACUCACGUCAAUCGUGUCAACUCAGUUUAUGGACGAGAAGGGCAAUGAGAUAUAUGAGACAGUGCAGGAUUACAUGCACACCCUUACCGGGAUCAACGAGCUCACAGUGUCCAUGUAAGCGACAUGCCUGUGUCUCCGUUCCCUAUAUGAGCUUGAUCACGAGUCCUCCGUAACUCCCUCAUAUCUCAUUAUCUUACUGUCAUAUCCCUGGGAUGGAUCCGUGUCUCCAGGUCUCAUACGGCUCUCGAUGUGUUCUUCGCAUGCUGCUGGAUCCUUAUCUGCAGCUGCUCAUUCUUGCUGGUCUUCUCCCACACUGUGAGGUGGAAAUCGACCAUCAAGUCCUGGAACUUGAGGAAGCUACGGUGAACUUGCACAUCAUGAGUUAGCUGACUGGCAGAAUGUUCUGUCGUUUUCGCUUGUGUCAUACAGGCAGUAUCACACGAGGAUGAAGCGGUCACGGCGUCAGCAGCAGUACCAGCAUACGUGGACCAUGGACAGCCCCGUCAGCCAUAGAGACCACAGCGGGACACGCUCCGACUAUGAGCGGAGGGCCACACUACCGACGGCCCACGAGCUCUCCUGUCUUCUACAUGCAAUCGCACGUGUUUUCAAGCGACUCGGUCAGCCCAACCCUCCUUCAGUGUGUGGAUCGGGGAGACGAAGCAAAACACUCAUUGCAAGGCCUCUGUGAUUAAUGACUGCAGGAAGAACGUUUUCAUUCACGAGUCGCUUGUUCUGGACUGCCCAUGUGAGUACCGCGCAACCCUUCCUCCACCAUCCAUGAACAUUUGGCUGACCUGCUUAGGUAUCCCUGGAGACACUGACGAUCGUGUUGCAGGUCAAAAAAAAGCAGUCAGUCAAUUAAUCGCAGGUCUUUUUUUUUGCAGCUAUAUCGCAGCCUCCUAUUUGCCGUCAGUCAAUUAAUCAUCGAUCCAUCGAUUGCUUGCUUGUGUGUGAGCUAGUGACGCCUUUGAUGUGUGUGCUUGCAGGGAUACGACCUCAUGAAGGCCACAGAGGUGCCAGCGGAUAGGACCGAGUCUUUAUCAGCUUGGCAGCCAUUGCCACCGCCCACGCGAUCAUCCUGACGCUCUGUGUUGUCAUUCGCACCAAGAGAAGGGGGGUUGCGAUCGUCAUCUCUCUUCUCUUGUCCCUCUUGUAUCCCAUCCACGCCCUCACGACUCUCCUUUCCAAGCAAUCGCUGCUCCAGCAACAUUCAUACAUCGUCUUCAAAUCCGC
Messenger RNA from Vitrella brassicaformis, 1844 nucleotides. Lineage: Eukaryota; Vitrellaceae. The record is from the annotation of a GenBank genome assembly.